This is a messenger RNA of Lecanosticta acicola, 961 nucleotides long. NCBI's taxonomy places the organism in Eukaryota, Fungi, Ascomycota, Dothideomycetes, Mycosphaerellales, Mycosphaerellaceae. The record is from the annotation of a GenBank genome assembly.
AUGGCGACGUCCGCUCGUCCACAGGCUAGACGAGGUCCAUCAGGAGCAUGGAGUAGACUCAAGCCUGGACCAAGCGACCCUCUCGACGUAUAUGGUCUGCCGUCAAAAGGCGAGCCGAGGUAGGAAACGCCCUUAUGACAGCCCGUACGACUAUGCCGCUGAUUCGGCACAAAGAUUACACGACCCGAAAGCCCAAGAGAGCUAUUACAGCAAAAUCGUAGAACGAUACAUGAAGUUCUGCGCCUCUUCCAACGGAGACAAUGGACUCGAAGAAGCUUUCAGCUCCCUAUCGGCCAAAGAGACCGGCCCCCAAAACUUGGAUGGCAGCAGACCAACCAGGCCCCACCGGGCUUCAGAAACAGAUCGUUCAAAUGACCUCCCCAACAUUCUCCUCGCGAUGCGCAAACUCCGCGAAGGAAUCCUCGCCUCGCGAAGACGCGAUUCGUUCGCCCAGAGAGCCUACAUGUUCAUCAUCCACGCCAGCCUCCUCACCCAGUCCUGGGAAUCCUACCAACCAGCUCUCGUCUACCUGCUCCACAACAUCCACCCACACACCCCGCUCUCCGCACCGGAACUCCAGGAGUUCGUUGGAUAUUACAUCCUGGAUCUAGCUUGUCGACAACACAAAUUACUCGAGGCAUACGAGGUGAAGACUGAUUUCAAGCAUCGAGAUCGAAGGGUCGCCGCGACGCUCAAAGCUCUGGUGCAUGAUGAUUGGGUUCGAUUUUGGCGGAUCAAGCGAGCUGUUGACGGGUAUCAGCGCGCCAUUAUGGGCUUCUCAGUGGAGCAAAUGCGUUUGCAUGCAUUGAAAUGCUUGGGUAAAGGUUACAUGAACGCCGACAAAGCCUUUGUGGAGCGAAGCGGAGAUGCGAGAUGGGAAGAUCUGGUGAAGGGUGGUGUGGGUUGGCAGCUGCAGGAAAAUGGCAAUGUGGUGAUAAGGAAGCCGAAAUCGAAAUCCUGA